ACAAAAAAUGAUCAUACUAUGAGUCAAUAGAGCUACAUGGAAAUUUAGUUACUUUUAAAAAAAUGAAACAUUAUAAACAAAAAUUUGUCUUCUGUAACUAAACCAUUUUUUUAUUCACAAUGUUAGUGACUCGAUGCCAAAAUCCAUACUCCACCACUACAAGCGCAGUUUCAGUGGUUUUGUGGCAAAAUUAACAAAAGAAGAAGCCAAUAGAAUGGCUGGACUUCCUGGGAUGGUAUCUGUUUUUCCCAAUGAAAAGAGUCACCUCCUUACAACUAGAUCAUGGGAUUUCAUUGGCUUUCCACAAUAUGUGGAAAGAGAAAACUCUGAAAGUGACGUUAUUGUUGGGGUGAUCGAUUCUGGAAUUUGGCCAGAAUCUUCUAGCUUCAAUGAUAAAGGUCUCAGUCCACCACCCGCUAAAUGGAAGGGCACAUGCGAAACUGCUUCAAAUUUUACCUGCAACAACAAAAUAAUUGGAGCCAGAUGUUAUUUACCCCCUCUGGAUGAUCCCUUGAGCCUAACAGAUAUUGAAUCUCCUAGAGAUUCAAUUGGCCAUGGGACUCAUACAGCAUCAACUGCAGCAGGGAACCCGGUUAGCCAGGCAAGCAUGCUAGGCUUUGCACAAGGAACAGCAAGAGGUGGUGCUCCCUCAGCUCGCAUUGCUGUCUACAAAGCAUGUUGGUCUAGUGGUUGCAAUGAUGCAAAUAUUCUUGCUGCAUUUGACGAUGCUAUUGCUGAUGGGGUCGAUAUAUUGUCUGUCUCAAUUGGAAAAGAUUCAGAAAACAAUGUAUAUUUUAGAGAUGCAUUGUCCAUUGGAUCAUUUCAUGCUAUGAGACAUGGAAUUCUAACGGUACUUUCAGCUGGAAACAAAGGUCCACAACCUAAAUCCUUACAAAAUUUUCAACCUUGGACAAUUGUUGUGGCUGCUAGCACCUUAGAUAGAAAGUUUGUCACAGAGGUCAAAUUAGGGGACAAUAGAACUUAUGAGGGUAUUUCUUUGAACACAUUUGACCUUCAAGGAAAACUAUAUCCUAUAAUUUUUGGUGGAGAUGCAACUAAAGCAGGAGUCGGUAAACACUUAUCGAGGAAUUGCUCAAUAAAUUCGUUGGAUGAUAAGUUGGUGAAGGAUAAGAUUGUUCUAUGUGAAGGAGGACUAGGAGCCCCAGAGGCCUCUAGAGCAGGAGCUGUGGGUGUUUUGAUACAAGGUCAAACUUCCAUAGAUAUUGCAUUCCCUUUUCCCUUGCCUGCUUGCUACCUUCGAUCAAAUGAUGCCACCAAAAUACAUAAAUACAUACGAACUACAAGGUUUCCAACUGCAACAAUAUUUAAGUCUAAUGAAAUAAAAGAUACUUUGGCACCUGUGGUUGCCUCUUUCUCUGCUAGGGGUCCAAACAAUGCGACACCCGAGAUUCUGAAGCCGGACUUAAUUGCUCCUGGAGUGGACAUUAUAGCUAGUUGGUCUCCAAUUUCUUCAAUUACUGAUGUUCCGGGUGAUAACAGAAAAUUGGAGUUCAACAUUGUAUCAGGAACGUCAAUGUCGUGUCCACAUGUGUCUGGUGCAGCAGCCUAUAUCAAAUCAUUUCAUCCGACAUGGUCACCUGCUGCUAUCCGUUCAGCUCUAAUGACAACGGCUAAACAGAUGAGUCCAGAAAAUCACCGUGAUGCAGAAUUUGCGUAUGGAGCUGGUCAAAUUGAUCCUGUCAAGGCUAUAAAUCCUGGGCUAAUAUAUGAGGCUAGUGAAAUUGACUACAUAAGAUUUUUAUGUGGACAAGGGAUCAAUGAGACGGCUUUACAAUUAAUCACGGAGGAAAAAGAUAGUUGCUCUAAGACUAUAACGAUAAGGGAUUUAAAUUAUCCUUCAUUUGCCAUUAAAGCUCCACGUCCAAAACAUCGUGUAAGUGGAAGCUUUAAAAGAAUUGUUACAAAUGUUGGAUUGCCCAUGUCUACAUAUAGAGCAAUUGUGACAACUCCAAAAGGACUCAAUAUUUCUGUAAGGCCCAAUGUUUUGCAAUUCACAUCACAUGGAGAAAAUCAGGCAUAUGUUCUCACAAUAGAAGGAGCAUUAAAGGAGUCUAUUGGGUCAGCAUCUUUGAUAUGGGAUGAUGGUAAUAUUCAAGUGAGGAGUCCAAUAAUUAUUUUUGAUGAAAGAGCAGAAAAAGACACAGGUGUCAAUUUAUGUUGUAAAAAUUUCAUCUAUGUUGUAAUUUUUAAUUUGCUAUUUUAUAUUAUUAUUAUUGAAUAAAUUGUAUACUUUUUU
Molecule: messenger RNA, 2257 nt
Organism: Cicer arietinum (chickpea)
Lineage: Eukaryota; Viridiplantae; Streptophyta; Magnoliopsida; Fabales; Fabaceae
Product: cucumisin-like
Biological process (GO): proteolysis
Molecular function (GO): serine-type endopeptidase activity
Source: RefSeq, a predicted model, not a curated record